GGAAUAAUGAUCUCUCUGAUAAACAUUAACUCAGUGAAGAAAAGACAUCUUCCCUUUGGGAAGAAUAUGAUGUCUUUUUUUCCACUUUCCAGUAAAGUUAAGUAAUUAUAUUUCUUUCUCAGACUUUUCUGUGAAGUAUCUGAUCACCAAAAUGGCCGAAGGAUACCGAUUUGAUGACAAAAAAAUUUCCAAUCAAAAUUCUAACGAGUCACGACGUGAUUCCUCUUACCUCUCAUUACGUAAUGCCGAAGAUAUGUCUAACUGGACUCACUAUCCUCACACCGAUGAAGCCUCAAUGGAUUUAUCGUAUCUGAAUUUAGAUGGCAUGACUCUGCAUCAAAACCUGGAACUCUUGAAACCAAUCGAAGAUAAUAAUUCACAAAAGAAAGAUAUCCACUUCCUAUUUCUACAACAUAAUAGGUUAGAUUUCAUUCCUGCAAACAUAAAUAAAUUUUGGAAUUUAAAACAUAUCGAUCUGAGCAACAAUUUUCUAUCUGAGAUCAAUGAAGCUAUCUUCGAGCUCAAGCAAUUGAAUAUUCUUAUUGUACGAAACAAUUUGUUGGGGGAUUUCUCUCUCCCCAAAAAACUAGGCAUUCUCGAACACUUGCAGGAACUAAACCUCAGCGGAAAUCUCUUCCGGACAAUCCCUCCAGAAAUAGUGGAUUUGUCUAAUCUUAAAUCCCUUCAUAUGGGAGGAAAUCAAUUGGAGGAAUUGCCAAGGGAUAUCUGGAGGCUGGAAAAAUUGGAGGUUCUGUACCUGGGUGGCAAUCGUCUCCGAGACAUUCCAGCUGAAAUGGGUCGGCUUCACCAGCUGCGCUCCCUCAUCUUGUGCGAAAAUCAGUUGCAGAGCCUUCCUUCCUCCAUUUCAUGCCUGCGCCGCCUCCGCUCCCUCUCUCUGCACAAGAACCAGCUCACCACUCUGCCCCCGGAGAUUGUCACUCUCAAAGGGCUGGUGGAGUUGAGUCUUCGUGAUAAUCCCCUAGUUGUUCGAUUCGUCCAAGAUAUGACGUACGAUCCUCCCUCCCUGCGUGAAUUGGCAGCUCGGACGGUCAAGCUCUUCCGCAUCCCCUACAAGAAGCGCGAUCUCCCCCCAGGCCUCAUCGAUUACCUGAAUUGCGCCUGCAGAUGUGUGAAUCCCAAGUGCAGAGGUGUCUACUUUGAUGUCCGUGUGGAACAUAUCAAGUUUGUGGAUUUCUGUGGCAAAUACCGCAUUCCUCUAUUACAGUACCUGUGCUCUCCUAGGUGCGGCAACACCUCCUCUGCAUCCCAUUCAGAUGUCACUAGUUCUGAUGAUGACUCAGAUGUGCCCCACAGUCGUCUGAGGCGUGUUCUUCUGGGCUGAGUGGGCAUUUGGUACUGAGCGUUAUUCUCUUUCCAGAUAUUUUGGAAAAUUGGGUUAUAUUCAAAUAUUUGUUAAAAAUUCCUUCUUUAAGGAACGAAACACAAAAAAAAGGAGCAAAAAUAAUGGGCUUAGCUUGUUGUUGUUUUUACUGGGAUGAAAAAAGAUUGUACUAUAACACUAAUUUUUAACUGCUGACCUUCUAUUACAAAGGACAUUUAAAUAAAAGGUUUUAUUAAAAAAGUUCAUUUCAAGAAAACAUCUUUAUUUUCACAAGCAAGAAAUUAAACUCAUUUUUGACUGGAAUAGUGACUGUAUUGUGCAAUUUUUUUUUGUAUUUUAAUGAUUACAUUUUUGUUAUGAAAUUACAAUUUGUAUAUUGUUUAACUACUUGCAAUUUGGUAAUUCCAUUCUAUGUAUGUUAUUAGAAAUACAAAUCUUUCAGGCAACUUGAUCGUUUUUAUGUAAAUUCUUGAGUUUUGUAAUUUGUUUGAUUUUCUGUAUCUGUAUAGGUAUUGUACCAUAUUCUUAAACCUGUGACAGUUAUUUGUAAUAGCAAAGUAACUGAAUUUACUUUUGUACUAUUAUCUGUAUUUCGAGCUUAAUUGUUAAUAUGAGAUUGAUUAUUAAACUCCUAAUGAAAUAUAUUAUUCACAAUAAAAAUUCAUUACUCUUUCUCAUUUCUAUUUUUUAAAUUUUGACUUGACUUUGUAUUUAAGAAAAUGAAUUUUCUAAUUGAUUUUCACUCACUUUCUGAUGUGAAAUUUUGUACAUGUAUAUGUUUUCCAUAACAAUGCACUGUUUAAUGCUAAACAUACCAGCAUGCCAAUAUGUUAAAACUACAAUUGGAAAACAGCCAUUUUUCCAAUCGUGAGAAGUUUAAUGUCAAAUAUUUUUAUAAUUAUCAACUAACUGGCUAAUUUUAUUUUGGUUCUAUACUAGUAGCAACAUUUAGUUAAGAAUUUAAGAAAAAAAUUAUUCUAUAAUAUUUGCAAUAAUUAAUCAUAUAUUAUAAACCCAAAAGCAGAAAAUAAUUUAUAUAGUUUUUUUUCUUUUAAUAUACUGUUCAAAAUGUAUUUUGUGGAAAAGCGUCUAUAUUUGAUUCAAUUAUUCUACUUUUAAGUGGAACUCAAACUGAUUUAUAAAUAUUUAUGUGUAACUAUGAUGUAAUACGGUUUUCUUUGUUUAGUGAAAUUUGUAUGUUCAAAAAGCCAUGGCAGAAAAAAAUAUUUACAUAAAGCUCUUUAAACUCUUGAUUUUUUUUUUUUUUUUUUUUUUUUUCUUUCUUCUAUAAAAGGCCAACGGAAAAAGAGUGAUUAUUAUGCAUUUAUUAAAUCCUUAUAUGUAAGGUUUGCCCUAAUGAAAAGAUGAAUUUAGUAAUAUCUAAAGAAUUUUAUAAAUAAUGUGCAAUGUGGCACUUUAUACAUAACUGUCAUUGUCCUUGUAUAGAAAGGAAAUGGGCGAAUCCAUUGUAGAAAUUCCUUCUCUUGGUAAAAUGCUUUUACUUGUGACAAACAAAUUAUUCCCUUUUGUGUGUGUUGUAUUGAAUAUGAGCAGGUUGUCACUUGUGGCCUAGCAUUAUUCUGCAGCAGCACUAUAGCUUUCCUGUGUUCUUGUUUUUAUUUGUAAUGCCAUUGAACAUUGUUUUUCCCAAAAAGAACCAGUUAAUGAGUAGAGGUCGAAAAUUAAUCUUAGCAUCUCUUCUUGGCAGAGUGUGGAAUUGGAAUGGCAUCACUUCAUUCUCAUCAGCACGAACAAUAAUCCACUUAAAUUAGCCUUUACGUCCUUUUCAUAUGGACAUAAUUUAAAUAUACAAGAAUUUGAUUGAAAGUAAUAGUGCAGAGCAUUCUAUUUGUUUUGAAUUGAACUUUCACAAGACAGACGGUAGAUUUUAAUAGCCAAAUUGCAGCUGUUUGCCGCAACCAAUAGUUUCAAUCAUUAAUUGCAUAAAAAAAUUCAGAAAAAUCUAAAUGUAAACAAAAAAUGAAUUUUUGAGUAAUUGCAGCCCAAUUUGUCAGACUGGAAUUGUUUCAUCAGCGAGGUCAUGAAUUUAUUUUCUUGAUCAAUAUUCCAUAAUUUUUUUAUAUUUCCAAAAUAGUUGCUAAUUUUAUUUUCUGAAAACUAUAUUUGCUAUAUUUUUAUAUUUCCCUUAUAAUUGGAAAUUGACUGCUUGCUUCUGACUGGCAACAAAAAGUAUAUUUAACUAUUUUUAUCUUCCUUGAUUUGUAUAUAGGUUUUAGUAAAUAAUAAGAAUAUUUUAGUUAAAAUAUAUGGCAUGGAAAGAUUUGUUGAGAAAUGUUUUAAAGCUAUUUUUAUGUAAAAUACACUUGUUGUAAUAUUUCAGUUUGAAAUUUUUGUAUGCUCUUUUAAUAAAAUUGUUGAUACAUUCUCAA
Messenger RNA from Argiope bruennichi, 3732 nucleotides. Its product is annotated as leucine-rich repeat-containing protein 58-like. The transcript is spliced from 4 exons. Lineage: Eukaryota; Metazoa; Arthropoda; Arachnida; Araneae; Araneidae. The record is from RefSeq and is a predicted model, not a curated record. Bases 152 to 1342 code for a protein of 396 amino acids. Gene Ontology annotation, molecular function: protein binding.